Impatiens glandulifera is the source of this 3366-nucleotide messenger RNA. RefSeq lists its product as uncharacterized. The transcript has a single exon. NCBI's taxonomy places the organism in Eukaryota, Viridiplantae, Streptophyta, Magnoliopsida, Ericales, Balsaminaceae. Gene Ontology annotation, molecular function: nucleic acid binding; RNA-DNA hybrid ribonuclease activity. The record is from RefSeq and is a predicted model, not a curated record. Gene Ontology annotation, biological process: DNA integration. Bases 1 to 3366 code for a protein of 1121 amino acids.
AUGCAUGAUGUUACUUUGAAUUCAAAUGAUACGUUUGUUGAUAAUGAUUUUCCGUUUGAAAUGAAACGAUUUUUAGAAAAUGAGAAUCAAGUCUCUUCCAUGGAAGAAACUAUUGAAAUUAAUUUGAAUUCGGGGGAGGAUCCACAAAUUGUCUUGAUAGGCCAAAGCCUAGAUGAAAACGAGCGUCAUCAUCUAAUUGAGUUGUUGAAGCUUAACAAAGACGUCUUUGCAUGGUCCUAUAAAGACAUGCCGAGCAUUGACCCCGAAAUUGUCCAACAUCGUAUUUCGUUGUACCCGGAUGCCAAGCCUGUCAAGAAGAAGCUCCAGCGUAUGAAACCCGACAUGGUCGACAAGAUUAAGGAAGAGGUGCAGAAACAAUUGGAAGCCAGCUUUCUAGAUGUUGUCGAAUAUCCAGAAUGGGUCGCCAAUGUGGUCCCCGUGGCUAAGAAAGAUGGAAAAGUCUGUGUGUGCGUGGACUACCGUGAUCUCAACAAAGCUAGCCCCAAAGAUAAUUUCCCACUCCCACACAUUGACGUGUUGGUUGACCACGCGGCUGGUCAUGAGCUCCUAUCAUUCAUGGAUGGUUUCUCAGGCUAUAAUCAAGUUUUGAUGGCGCCUGAGGACAAAGAAAAGACUACUUUUAUCACUGAGGUUGGCACCUUCUGCUACCGUGUAAUGCCUUUCGGGCUGAAGAACGCUGGAGCCACGUAUCAGAGGGCGGCCACCACUAUCCUCCACGACAUGAUCCACAAGGAAGUCGAAGUCUACGUCGAUGAUAUGAUUGUCAAAUCCAGGAAUCGAGCGAGACACAUUGUAAACCUAGAGAAGUUCCUUCAAAGGAUUCGGAAAUACCAACUUCGUUUAAAUCCAAAGAAAUGCACAUUCGGUGUUACUGCCGGUAAGAUGCUGGGAUUUCUAAUUACUCAAAGAGGAAUAGAAGUCGACCCUAGCAAAAUUGCAGCCAUCACGGCCAUGCCAACACCCCGGAACGAGCGAGAGGUUCGAGGAUUUCUCGGGAAAAUCCAGUACAUUAGUCGCUUCAUCAGUAAGCUCACUUCCACUUGCGAUCCUCUCUUCAAGCUUCUGAAGAAGGAUCAAAAAUUCGUCUGGAGUGACGCUUGUCAACACGCCUUUGAUAAGGUGAAAGCUUAUUUGCAAUCCCCUCCUAUCCUCAUGUCUCCGAGGCCAGGAGUUCCUUUGAUUCUUUAUCUCACCGUCACCGAGUCAUCCAUGGGGAGCAUGUUGGCCCAAGAGAACGAGAACAAAGAGGAAGUAGUUGUCUACUACCUCAGCAAAAGGAUGACCGGUUACGAGUUGAACUAUUCUUCUGUGGAAAAAGUCUGUUGGGCACUAGCCUGGGUAACGAAGAGGUUGCGCCACUACAUGCAAGCCCACCCAAUCAAGCUAGUGUCAAGGCUCGAUCCCAUUCGUUUCUUGUUUCAAAGAAUUCUUCUUUCGCCGCGUCUUGCUAAAUGGGUGAUGAUGAUUUCAGAAUAUGACAUCACACAUACUGUGCAAAAGUCAAUCAAGGGGAGCAUAGUGGCUGAUUUCCUAGCUGAUCAACCAAUCACCGUUGGAGACGAUGACGAAGAGAUGGUCUUUCCAGAUGAUGAGAUCAUGGUUGUUCAAUCCGAAACGUGGAAGUUAAUGUUCGAUGGCGCGUCGGGCAGACAAGGUUACGACAUUGGUAUCCUUUUGAUCGAUCCUGCUGGCACGUAUAAUCCUACUUCUGUUAAGUUGAGUUAUAGUGUCACCAACAACGAGGCUGAGUACGAAGCAUGCAUUGCUGGGAUCAAGUUAGCUAGCGAGAAGAGGAUUAACAGAUUGGAGGUUAUUGGAGACUCGAAUCUUGUAAUCUCACAAGCCAAUGGAGAUUGGCAGGUCAAAGGCGACAAUCUUAAACCUUAUCAUUCUUUUCUCAUGCGUUUAAUCGCCAAAUUCGAAAGUGUUGUUUUCAUCCAUGCUUCAAGGAGUCAGAACCGUUUCGCUGACGCCCUUGCAACUCUUGCGGCAAUGACUCAGAUUCCCGAAGGAAUCAAGAUCAAGCCACUCAAAAUCCAACAAAGGUGCAAUCGCAUCUAUGAGAAACUAGUGGUGGCUAACGCUAGUAUCUCAAGCAAACCUUGGUUCGAGCCCAUUCAAUCAUAUAUCGAAAGGGGGGAAUACCCUGCCCACUUUCAGAAGAAAGAGCGUCGCGCUCUCCGUCAGUUUGCCACUAGCUAUGUGGUUGUGGCGGGAUGUCUCUAUCGACGAUCUUUUGAUGGAAAAAACAUGCUUUGUGUAGAUCAGGCGGAGUCUACUACCAUCAUGGAAGAAGUGCAUGCUGGGAAUUGCGGUUCCCACAUGAAUGGCAUGGCUCUUGCUAAGAAAGUUCUUCGGCUAGGCUACUUUUGGCAGAACUUGGAACAAGAUUGCAUUGCGUUCGUCAAGAAGUGUCACCAGUGUCAAAUUUAUGCUAAUCUAAAGCAUACUCCCGCUUCUCUCCUCUAUAACAUGAUUUCUCCAUGGCCAUUUUCUACAUGGGGAAUCGACAUCAUUGGGAAAAUCCACCCUCACGCAUCCAGUGGCCAUGAAUUCAUAUUGGUCGCUAUUGAUUACUUUACCAAGUGGGUUGAGGCUUCUUCAUUCAAAAUCCUCAAAUCCUCCCACGUGGCAAAGUUCAUUCGCAAUAAUAUCAUUAGUCGAUACGGGGUUCCCCAUUCGAUGAUUUCCGAUAAUGGACGACACUUUCAAGGUAAUGUGCUCGAACUUUUAAGAGAAUUCAAAAUCGAGCAUCAUAAGUCUUCACCAUAUCGACCGCAAACCAACGGGGCAGUCGAGACUGCUAACAAGAAUGUGAUCUCAAUCUUGAAGAAAACCACACAAACAUAUAGGGAUUGGCAUGAGAAGCUACCCUAUGCUAUGUGGGGUUACCGAACCACCGCUCGGACUUCCACGGACGAAAAUCCUUAUUCGUUGGUAUAUGGCAUGGAGGCAGUUCAACCCAUUGAGUUGGAAUUGCCUACUCUCAGGGUUCUUUUGGAGAGCCACGUCAUCGAGGAAGAUUGGCUGAAGUCCAGAUACGACCAACUAUCACUCAUGGAGGACCGGAGGCUAGAUGCCCUAUGCAAGACACAAGCUUAUCAACAACGCAUGGCAAGGGCGUUCAACAAGAAGGUUAAGCCUAGGCAUCUUGUUGUAGGGGACCUUGUUCUUAGAAAAACCCGAGAGCUGCAGGACCCUAGAGGAAAAUUUCAGCCGCCAUGGGAGGGACCUUUCAUCAUCAAGCAGAUUUUUUCAGGUGGAGCUGUUCGCCUCGCCACUCUCGAUGGCGAUGAGUGUUCAUCACCCUUUAAUCUUGACACGCUCAAGAAAUACUAUUCCUGA